AGGUCUUGCUUCCGUUUCGUCAGUUCGCAGUGCCUCACUUCCUGCUUAGCAAAACCUCUUUGGCAGCGUUUCUUACAUUUUUUAUAGCAAUACAGUUUAUGUUUUUUGAUUAUAACCGGGCAGAAUCAUGAAUACAGUUUUAUCGAGGGCGAACUCGCUCUUCGCCUUUUCACUCAGUGUAAUGGCAGCGCUCACAUUCGGAUGCUUCAUUACCACAGCGUUCAAAGACAGAAGUGUUCCGGUGGAUAUACACGUAUCCAAAGUAAUGAUUAAAAAUGUGGAUGACUUCACAGGACCACGAGAGAGGAGUGACUUGGGCUUUGUAACAUUUGAUGUUACUGCUGAUCUUCAACCAAUAUUUGACUGGAAUGUCAAGGAGCUUUUUCUUUACCUGUCUGCUGAAUAUACAACAAAAAGCAAUGCACUGAACCAGGUGGUGCUAUGGGACAGAAUUGUAUUGAGAGGUGACAAUACCAAACUAAACCUGAGGGAUAUUAAAUCCAAAUACUUCUUUUUUGAUGACGGGAACGGUCUAAGGGCAAAUAAGAACAUCACUCUGUCUCUCUCAUGGAAUGUGGUGCCAAAUGCCGGAAUCUUGCCACUGGUCAUGGGAUCAGGACACAAGUCUAUCCCCUUCCCUGACUCAUAUGAAACCGCAAAGACCUACUGAACUGUUCAAGUUCAUCCCAAACCAUGUUUGUAAAUGUUGUGCUGUGUAUGGGUUUUAAUAAAAGCUGGAAAAUUG
This is a messenger RNA of Paramisgurnus dabryanus, 745 nucleotides long. Lineage: Eukaryota; Metazoa; Chordata; Actinopteri; Cypriniformes; Cobitidae. The record is from RefSeq and is a predicted model, not a curated record.